Messenger RNA from Durusdinium trenchii, 1642 nucleotides. The record is from the annotation of a GenBank genome assembly. Lineage: Eukaryota; Dinophyceae; Suessiales; Symbiodiniaceae.
UGAAACCUUGCUGAAAGCUGUGAACCUUCAGAGAAGAAGGGUGUUCUGCCCCCGGCCACGUGUCCGCUCGCUCCGGCUUCGACGAGUGAGUUGGUCCGACUGCGGCCAUCCUUGCCCCCAUGCGCCAUGGCAAGGGGUGCAGGUCGCCGGCUGGGCGUACUACUGGGACUCAGCAGCCAAGUCGAUGGGAUGAGCUGUUUCUCAGAGAUCAAAUUCGGCUGGUGCGAGUUCAGUUCGAUCGAUCCCAGUCAGCCUCCCAGCUGCCCGGACUAUGUGUUUUCCAUCGCUGGAUUUCAGAGAAAGCUGGACUCUCACUACGUGGAGGGGAAGCGUCCACCGCUCCUGGAGGCCUUCUUUGUACAUCGACUACAUGAGGACUACAAGCAAAGCCUCAUAGAGGCUGACUGUCCCAAUCCCCUGAUCCUGGCUGGAUUGUUGGUGAGCGAAGUCUACUUGCUGGCACCUCCAUGGACAGACAUCGAUCGUGCCUUCAACUUGGUGCGUGGAGCGGGCAUCAUCACGGCGCAAGUGGCCAACGACUUCGCGAUGGCCAUCUCGGAGGAAGGCCGACGGCUUUAUGGCGAGGCCAUGCAGCUGGCACGUGAGGCCUCGCCCUUUCAGCAGCACUUGAUGGCGGCCAAGCCACCGGCAUGGCCACUGCACAUCGCGAUCAAGCGCAUCCAGGCGGCGGAGGACGCCGUGGGCGACGCCGUGGGGCAGGCGAUGGAUGUCUUCGGACGGUGGUCCUCGUGCAGCACUGAGAUCGAAGGUCUCACGUUCCACACGGCUUGCACGGGACUCGACGUGGUGGGCAGGGUCGACUUCGUGGUGGCUCACUGUCGAGAAGAUCUCGCUUGGUUAAGCAAGCGCCUCACCCGCGUGCCCCCUGGGGCCAGGCUCCUGGUCUACGAGAAAUGCGGCCAAGCAAUUGCACCAGAAGAACUGGCACAAAAGCUGCCCGCCGGGCAUUUUCAGGCCAUCCACCAGAUCGAGCGAGCCGACAUAGGUGCUGCGCGGGGUGAUGAAUGUUCGGCCUAUUUGACCCACAUCCUGGGCCAUUACGACCGGCUGGCGGACCAGACGAUCUUCUUGCAAAGUGAUCCGAUGGAUCAUCUUCACUUCGAGUUUCUGGAUCUGGUCCUAAGGAGUAUUGCGGCGGGCACCUACAACACGUCCUUCCUCCCGCUGAAUGGACCCCGUCAUGUGCGGACAUUGACGCCCUGCUUGCAAGCCGUCCACGAGGAGAUCUUCCAAGCAAAUCUGACAGAGCUCCUGGGCCCCUACUGCUGUGCGCAGUUUGCUGUGUCUCGGGAGACGAUUCGUAGACAUGACAAGGACUUCUACCUGCGGAUGUUGGGCUUGGUGGAUGGGUCCAAGAACGUCGACCUGUGCGGCAUGGAAGGAACGAAGCGUAGCACACAGUGCUAUGGUUUCGAAUUCCUUUGGCAUGUGGUCUUUGGGCAAGUGCCAGAGCCAGCCUCCAGGGAGGAUGACCCUCAACUGCCGGUGCACCUACGUCUCAAGCACGGGAAGGAGCACACACGGCGAAACUGGGUCGGAAUGCCACUGGCCAGGGAUAUCCCUCUGAAGAUGUUUCCAGACCAAGAGCAUGGGAAUCCCAUGCAUGGCGCUUGAGACAUCC